AGUUGACUUAGCCCAGCACGUUAGAGUGCUCAUUACAAAGCGGCCGCGGGAAAAUCAGAGGGGAGAAAUUAGGGUUUAGUCCUGUUUUUUUUGUUUGUUCUUCAACUGUGUGAGGAGAUUAGUGAAUUUGUCGUUUGAUUUGUACUCAGUUUAAGGGGUAUUUUUCAAUUCUAGUCAUCUCUUACCAUCGUGAGAAUUUCAGAUUUUCAGAUUUUGCUAAAUUGAGCAGUGACUAGAAGGUGAGAAUUUCAGGCUAACCCAGAAAGCACAGCUGCUUCGAUCUCUCUCUACUUAUUCUUCAAGGCAAGUCAACAAACUGUAAAGAAUCACCAAAUCAGCCAUGAAGUCGUACGAUGUGGAUGGAACCUCUCUUUUUCUCGCCCUUUACAAAGACGUCAGCAAUUCCAAGGAACUCCUAAAUUUGAUGCACGCUGGAACACUAGAACCUGAAGUAGCAUUUCUUAAUGCAUCACUUAUACCAGAUGUUUUUCCCCUCCUAGCAGCUGCGCAAAAGACUCUUAUCGCCAAAUCAAGAGAUUCACUGACCACACGUACUCUUCAUUCUGAGCUUGUCUUCAACUACUCAGGAUCUAAGCAUAUUACGGAAUCACUGAAAAGAUGUGGUAUCUCCGAAACCACUACCUAUGUUCUUGCUGCCCAGUUUGCUUCUCCUGAUGAGAUGAAAGCUGUUGACAAGCUUAUAGAUGGGAAAGAGAUUGACUUGGAAGAGUUGGCAACAGGAGCAAACAACGCCCAAAUCCAGAAGCACUUCAAAAUAUCUGGUCUGGAACUUGGAAUAUCAACACUUGCAGAUGCCAUCACAUGUCGAAUCGCUGCACGAGAUGCCUUGUAAGGACACCCUUAAGGAGGGUUGUCUAGUUUAAAAACGAUCCUUGCCGUCUUUUCUAGGAAAUUGUUUUGAUAUCAUUCUGUGCACAAGUAUCAAUGUUUGUAAACUAAUCAAUCGGGAGUGAAAAUAGAAGACUUGGUCAUUUGAAAACUUGUAACCGUAUCAGCUCUGCUAAAACAAGACUUUAAAGACUUGGUGGUUCCAAAUAGUGAAGUUCUGGUUAAUUGAUCUGAUUGCCAGAGAAACAAACCAUCUUCAUAUGAAAUUUGCUGUACAAGAGCAAAGAAAUGUCCAUGCUAGGUUUCUCGUGGUC
Molecule: messenger RNA, 1163 nt
Organism: Papaver somniferum (opium poppy)
Lineage: Eukaryota; Viridiplantae; Streptophyta; Magnoliopsida; Ranunculales; Papaveraceae
Product: EKC/KEOPS complex subunit TPRKB-like
Exons: 7
Coding region: 341-853 (170 amino acids)
Biological process (GO): tRNA threonylcarbamoyladenosine modification; telomere maintenance via recombination
Cellular component (GO): nucleus; EKC/KEOPS complex; cytosol
Source: RefSeq, a predicted model, not a curated record